UGUCCGUAAGACGUAACGGUAAGAUUGCAACACAUUGGAUUGAGCGACCGUAACCGUAACCAACUGAAUUGAGUACGUGAUUGGUCGAAACCUUACUGUUACGUUUUACGGAAAGUGUUUAUGUAUCCCUCUGCGUCAGUAUUGAAUUCCAUGGAACUGUAAUGAUGGACGUCGACCGAGAUGAACGGGUGCUGCCACGACGUCACCAUACAUAACGGCGGAAUCAUGGAUCCUCGCCAAGUUUAGGCAGAUUUAGAUAAGAUUGAUCGAGUAUUAUAAAAAUCGUACCAUCUCCACGUUUCGGCCACGUAUCAUCGGCGCGAGGACGAGAACAAGAGAUGUCCGGCUUUGACGAGAAUCCCUUCGGGGAGCCUACGAUUAACGAUCCCUUCUCGGAUCCAGCCAUACGAAGAGCAGUAACCUCUACACCUGCUAGUAGAGGAUUGGAAGAUUAUAAUCCUUUUGCCGAGCAAAGUACUCAAGGAACUACACAGGUUAGAGGAGCAGUAAAUCCACCCAUCUAUGGUGGCGUUGGGGCGACACAACAACCUGCUACACUUCAAUCUACUAAUCAAGAAGCACCUCCUCCCACAUAUGCCCGUACUCCUCAGCAAACGGUUAAUGCGGCGCUUGGAAGCACUAUAUCACCUCCAUCCGAUCAACGAGCGGAAUCGGAAUGGAAGGCCAGAGCAGAAGAAGAAAUGAGAAACACCCCAUACUACCCAAGACGAAAUAAUUGGCCGCCAUUGCCAGACAAGUGCUGUUUUCAACCAUGCUUCUAUCAAGACAUUGAUGUGGAAAUCCAUACUGAUUUUCAAAAAACAGUGAGGCAAUUAUAUUAUCUCUGGAUGUUUCACGGCUGUAUUCUGCUGUUGAAUGUAGUUGGAGGAUUUGUCUUGAUGCUUUAUGGCCAGGGUUUCUCGACAUUCGGCCUGGCUAUCUUGUAUCUAAUACUCUUCACUCCAUUUUCCUUUAUGUGCUGGUUUAGACCAGCAUACAGGGCUUUCAAAAAUGACAGCUCUUUCAAUUUUAUGGUCUUUUUCUUUGUCUUCUUCUUUCAAUUAAUCGUUACUGGUAUUCAGGCUAUAGGUAUUCCUGGUGCUGGAACUUGUGGCAUAAUUACAGCAAUUAGUAUGUUUGAUAAAUCGGCAAAAGGUAUUUUCGUCGGUCUUAUCAUGCUCUUCAUCGCUAUUUCUUUUCUUCUUGCGGCUGGUGGUGAUCUUUUAUUGCUUACCAAGAUUCAUCGCAUUUAUCGUACUUCCGAUGCAAGUGUUACAAAGGCGCAGCAAGAAUUCGCUACAACAUUUUUGCGAAAUGAGCAUGUGCAAAAUGCCGCGAGCAAUGUCGCGGCAAGUGCGGUUCGUCAGCAGAUGGCUAAUGCUACCCAGCCACGUUACUAAAUAAUUCUACCACUUAUUUGUCCUACAAAACAUUGUUCUGGCUUUACAUCAUUCAGUAAGUGGAUAGAUCUCAUUAGUUCUACUAUUUAUGAAUUAUAUAAAAUUAUCAUAGAAAAAUGCAAUGUAUUGCAAAACUUUAUUCUUACAAUGAAAUGCUGCGAUGUAUCAACAAAUAUACUUCACGAUCAAAUUUAUUCUUUAAUGUAUUAUUAAAGUUGUACAGUUAAUACUGCAAGAUAUCUCGAAGUAUUAACAGAUGUUUUAAAGAAAUUUUUCGCUAUCAGUGCACUGAAAAUGGUCCUUUUUUCACGUGUCACUUCACACAAAAGGACCAAUAUUUCGACGCACAGACAACAAAAAAUAUUGUGUGUGACAUGUGCGGAUUGGCUAUUGCCCGUUAAUGUAAGUGGACGCACUUGCCUUCGGCUCGUGCGUCGAUAUCCUGUAUUUACGGGCAAUUAGUCGAUUCAUUGUACUAGUUGCACAAAUAUCUAUUUUGAAACCAGUAUGUAUUUUAUUUCUAAGUAUAACAUUUUAUGUGUUGAAAGGAAAUCAUAUUAUACAUAUAACAUUUCUAAAUAAGUUUGAUAUAUUAUUUUGUACUACUGUUUAUCACGUACGUUUAUUUAUGAAAUCUUCUAAGUUGUAAUGAUAUGAGUGAGUUAUUGAUAAUCGUAUCAAUCGUAUUAUAAUUUUAUUAUUACAUAAUUGCUUAUAUUUACUAGCUUUCAUAUUUUAGUGGCACAGUCUCAUGACAAUGUGAUCAUAUCAUAAGUUAUGAAAAUAAUUAAAUUUAUUUUCAAAUCUAAAUAACUGCAAGAUUUGAAUUAUAGGACAUAAUUUGAUUCAUAUUUGUUAAUGUUAACAUAAAUGCUAAUUUACUUAUAAAUAUUCACAAAUAGCUUUCUUACAGACCUUGUAAAACCCUAUACAUUCCUAUUUUUAUGCAGCGUGUUAAAUUAUUUUAUUAUGACUGUUAUUUCUUAAACAAUUCUGUAUUAUAACGACAAAUAUAAUAAUAAUGACAAAAAA
This is a messenger RNA of Monomorium pharaonis (pharaoh ant), 2432 nucleotides long. RefSeq names its product secretory carrier-associated membrane protein 5B (gene Scamp). Gene Ontology annotation, cellular component: recycling endosome membrane; trans-Golgi network membrane. Lineage: Eukaryota; Metazoa; Arthropoda; Insecta; Hymenoptera; Formicidae. The coding region runs from base 339 to 1400 and encodes 353 amino acids. Gene Ontology annotation, biological process: protein transport. The transcript is spliced from 8 exons. The record is from RefSeq and is a predicted model, not a curated record.